This is a messenger RNA of Cinara cedri, 5473 nucleotides long. The record is from the annotation of a GenBank genome assembly. Lineage: Eukaryota; Metazoa; Arthropoda; Insecta; Hemiptera; Aphididae.
GUUCAACACUACAUCCAAGAAUCAGCUGUCCCUGGCGGAAAAAUUUAAAAAUUCUUUAUAGACAGCAUUCGUAUCUGUGCUUCAUAACUACUUUCAGUUAAACGUUAGAAAAAUGUCAUUUUCUAAAAUAAACCAAGAUUUUGAAUUCUUUCUUAACUUGGAAAGGGAAAGUAUUAAAAUAUAAACCAAAUUUUCAAUCAAUACUUGUCGGUCCUUUUGUUUCGAUAUUUUACUCAUAUCGGUAUUUUAAUUCGAUUCGAUACCAAGUAUAAGUAUCGAUAUUAUUCUUUCGAUAUCACGUCCCUACAGACUGUUGCAGCAGAUGUCCGUUCGACGGCGGCCGGCAGGGGCGGCAAAGACGGAACUCGCGUUAUCAGCGUCGUUAUCUACGAACAAGUGACCGGGGGCAAAAACGAAAUUCGCCGGCGGACACGUUCGCCCCGGGCUCCGGCGGAAUAUUGUUACGACCGGACUGCGUUCAUUAGAAUGUAUUUUCAUAUUUUUAUUUGUUGCGCAACGGUUUCCAUCCGUUCGGUUUCUCGCUCCGAACGUUUCUCGCCAGCAUCGAAUACGCGACGUGCCUAGUACCCAUCUAAUAGUAGUACCACGUCACUGGCGCCGUCAAUACUUACUCCGAGUAAUUUUCGUCGCCAAUACUCUAGAUACUCGUUCUAACGAUUUCAUAGACAUCAUUCGUUUUUUUCUCGAAGAGACCGUUUUGUUUUUACAAAUCCAUAAUGACCGAGUGGGUCGAGAACGCAGUCAAACUGAAAUCCAACAUAGAGCUAUACCCGAAUCCAGGAACCAAAGUGUUUCAAUACGGCACGUCAGGCAUUCGUUACAAGUGAGUGCAUAAAUAAAUAAUAUAUAUAUAUAUUAUAAAUGAACCCUUGUCAAUAAAGGUCCUCUCGGGUUAUGGUACUGGAAAAUCGUUACUAAUAGACACUCUUAUGGUUUUUUAGUUAUGAACAUUUGGAUCACGUCAUGCAUCGUAUGGGCAUGUUGGUAGCUUUACGGUCAAUGUAUUUAAAAUCUGCGGCAGUCGGCCUCAUGAUAACUGCUUCGCACAACCCACAAGAUGAUAACGGAGUCAAACUCAUAGAUCCCCAUGGAGAAAUGUUAGACAGCUCGUGGGAAGGGCUAGCCACCGAAUUGUCAAACGCUUCAAAUGUUCAUGAUUUAUGUUCGAUGUUUGUGAAUAUUGUUACAAAAUAUAAUAUCAGUCCGUUGUACACACCUCGAGUGUUUAUUGGUCGUGAUACUAGGUAAAUGAAUAUCAUUUUUAUUAAAUUUUUAUGUCUGGAUAAAUAAAAUUAAAAAAUUAAUAGAACCAUUUUGUUUUAGACAUUCAUGUAAACAAUUAUUAAAUGCCGUACUCAGUGGUAUAAAAGCUUUUAAAAGUAAUUUUGAUGAUUUCGGUAUAAUAACAACACCGAUGUUGCAUUUUUUUGUUAGAUGUCAUAAUACCAAUGGUUUGUAUGGUCAACCAAAUGAACAAUCUUACUUUACUAAAUUAACAAAUGGUUUCAAAAUAAUGCGUAAAAUGGUAAGUUCAUUUGUUUACAUACCUACACACAUAUUUGAUGAAAAUUUGUUUAUAAUAAUUAGUAUUUUUCUCCUUUAGUGUUUGAAUUUUAAAAACUAUAGUCCCAUAAUUGAAUUUGAUGGUGCAAAUGGGGUAGGCGCUUUAAAGAUGAAAGAUGCAAUUAAAUAUUUAGAUAAUACAUUGGUAAUCAAUAUGAAUAAUGAUGAUACGACUAACACAGAAAAAUUGAAUUUUAAAGUAUAAACACAAUUUUUGUUUCAAGUUUAGAAUAUUUAUUUAUUCAAACUUGUGAACUUUUAAAUUUUUAAGUGUGGUGCAGACUAUGUGAAAUCAAACCAAUGUCCUCCUACUGGAUUGGCCAUUAAACCAUCUGCCAAGUAUUUGUCUGUAGAUGGAGAUGCAGAUAGGAUUGUUUAUUCUUUCAUCGACGAAAAUAAUAAGUUUUUUCUAUUAGAUGGUGACCGAAUUGCUACUCUUGGUAUGUUAUAUAAAAUUAUAUUAGUUCGCUUAAUCUGUCAUAUUAUUGUAUUAUUAUAGUGGCUGGUUACAUGAAAGAUUUAUUCACUGUUUCCGGUCUCAAUGUCAAUGUAGGUUUAGUGCAAACUGCAUAUUCAAAUGGAAAUUCGACAAAAUAUGUCACUGAAAAAUUAGUAUGUAUUUUACAUUUUUACUUAUAUAUGUGUUUGUUUUUAAUUCAUAUAUAUUAAAAUUGUUUAAUUUGUACUAUUUAAAGUGUCUUUUCUAAAUUACUGUUAUUUUAUAUUGUAUUAUAUUACUAACACAUCCUUGUAAUGAAACUAAUUAUUUUAACUGGCCAUGAUAAAUAUAUAGAAUAGUACAGAAUUGCAUAAUAAAUAAUAAUAAUAAUUUUUAUACUAAGAUAAUUGAUAUUCAUUUACCAAUCUCAAGUUGUAAAAGUUUUUAAUGCAUAUAAAAAAAAUAGGUGGAAAUUUGAGAAGGUAAUAUAUGUACAGUCGUUUAAUUUAUAUCUGUAAGCAAUGGAUUAUUGAAAAAAUUAAAUCAUAAAUACAUUAUAAGUUGAUUAAUACUAGACCUGCGAAACUCUUUCGUCUUAAAUAAAUGUUAUUUAUGUAACCUAAAGAUGACUUGGGCCAAAGCUAGUAGUUAUCGUUAUUAUAUUAUUUUAUUAUAUUUUUUGAUUGAAUUAAUAAUUCUAUAUUUUCUUAACAUAUUAAUGAAGUAUACAAUUAAUAAUUAUGAUGUUAUAUUGAAAUAAUCUUUUCAUUACUAAUAAUGUUUUAGAAAGUUCCUGUUGCAUGUGUUCCAACUGGUGUAAAAUAUUUACAUCAUAAAGCAAAUGAUUAUGAUGUCGGUAUAUAUUUUGAAGCCAAUGGACAUGGUACUUUAUUAUUCAAAGAUGCAAUUGGUGAACUUAUUCGAAACCAGUCAGCUAUUGAAAAAGACGAGUAUGUUAUCUAUUUUAUUUUUUAAAAUUAUGUAUAUUCUUUACUUAUAAAUACUUACCAUAAAUCAUUUACUUGUGCACUUUUUAUCUGAUAGGUAUGUAUUCUAUUAUUGAAAUAAUAGUUGCAUUGUUCCUACUAAAUUAAUAAUUUUUAAAAUUUACUGAUUAGAUUGCGCUUUAUUGUUAUUAUUUUUAAGGAUAAAGUUAUUAGCAUUAAAGAAAUUGGUCUGUAUUAUGGAUAUGACUAAUGAGACUGUAGGAGAUGCUUAUUCCGAUAUGUUAAUUGUUGAAACUGUACUUUGUGAACGAGGAUGGAGCCUAAGCGAUUGGUAUAACACAUAUUCAGAUUUGCCAAAUCGUCUUACGAAAGUAACCGUAAAGGUAAAAAUCACUUUAGAAUUUAUUGAUGUUUAAAAACAAUAUUUAUGGUGAAAUAUUUUUAAUAACAGGACAGAAAUAUAUUUGCAACUGGUGAUGCUGAACGAAUUUGUACUAAGCCAUUGGGUCUUCAAGAAAAAAUAAAUUCAAUUGUUUCUAAGUAUCCAUUGGGUAGAUCAUUUGUCAGGUAAAAAAGAUAUUGUUUAUAUUAAUUAUUUUACACAAUGUUAAUAUAUUUUUAAAUUAAUUAUAUAAAUAAAUUCAUUGAAUAAAACUCACACUAGGAAUACAUGAGUUCACUAAAAAUGUUCUUUUAUUGUUAUUAAUUUUGAUGUUUGAAAAAACAAACUAGUUUUCUGAUUAAAGAACACAACUAGUCUUUUGUGUAGUGUUUAUUAUUUGAAUUUGUAUUUAACCUUGUUUGUAAUACUAUUUUUUGUAAUUAUAAACGGGUUGUGCAUACAUUGUGAAACUACGUUUUUAAAAAUUAAACUCCAUCUAUUUAUGUAGGUUGUUGGAAUGUUGAAUCUGAGUCUGUGGAGACUUCAAGAAUGUGUCCGAGUGUUUGAAUCACUUUGAUCCACUCAAUCUUAGAGUUUGGUUCCAUGGUCUGGAAACUUUAUCAGCUAGGACUAGUAGUCAGGAAACAAACUAGAACUAAUUCAAAGAAGUUAUUUUAUGAAUAGUAGCACAUAUUUAGGUAUGUUAGGUCAGCCAGCCAGAUAAUAUUCUUAAGUAGUUAGAACUAGAAUUCCUUGGUUCAAGGUGAUUUUAUAGUAUUGUAAUUUUUGUAUACAAACUAGUUAAUGCCUUAAUGAUAUUAUAGAAUGUUCCAUCCAGUUUCAUGUUUAGAUAGAAUCUCCCAUUUGUAAUGCUGUCUUAUAAGAGAACAAAUAUAUUUUUUUUAUAAUUAUAUAUUGCAUUCUUUUAAAAUAUAAUUUUUUUCCUUGGUCCAUUAGUUAAAUUUAAAAUAUACUAAAAUAAUUCAAUAUACAGGGUUAUUCAUUAAGCGUGUUCACUCCAUUUUUUGGUUAAAUUUUGCAUGUAUUCAAAUUUUGAAUUUUGGAAUUUUUAAGUGUAAUUAAAGCUGAUAUUUUCAAAUACUUUUCACAGCAUUUAAGGAGUAUUCUGCGGUGAUACCAACUUUGGUUUUUCAAAUGAUAUUAGAAAUACUAAAAAUUCCAUAAAUAGAUGAAUUAUUACUUUAAAUACAUUUAAUUGUUUUAAAUUUUUGAUUUCUGUCAACCUGUUAACGAGAUAUUUCACUUUUAAGUUUAUGUAUGGAGAUAGUAGUGGAACACUAAUAAAAUGUCACGUACCGUGCUACUACUCUUUCCCUACCUAAACUUAAAAGUGGAAUACCUCGUUAAAAAGUUGACAGAAAUCAAACAUUUUGACAUCAAAAUGUAUUUAAAGUAAUACUUCACUUAUCUAUGGAAUUUUUAAUAUAGACUAUCAUUUGAAAAACCAAACGUGGUUCGCCACAGUAUACUACUUAAAUGUUGUAAAAAAUCUAAAUAUUCGAAAAUGAGGUGAGCACCAAGCACAGCUUAAUGAAUCAUCUUGUAUAAUUUAUAUUCAUUCUAUAAAUUGUAAAAUGUAUAAAAUUGUGUGUUUGUACUAAUAGAUGAAUAUUUACAAAACAAAAAUAUAUUUUAUUGUUAUGUUUAUUAGAUCCAUUAAUAAAUAAUAGCAAUAAUAUCUAUAGCAAAUUUUGUACUAUUUUAUUUUACAGGCCUUCUGGUACAGAAGAUGUUGUGAGAAUUUAUGCUGAAGCAGAUACCCAAACAAAUGCUGAUAAACUUGCUGUUGAAGUGGCUACUACAGUUUAUGAUUUCGCUGAUGGUGUGGGAAAAAAACCAGAAUAACUUUAAUUUUAAAAAUAUGUGUUCAUUGAGUGCUGUAAUUAUUAUCAAGAUAAUUAAGUUUUUUUAUACAUAGUUUAUGAUUGUUAUUACAUUUUUAAGUGUUAAUAAUUAUUAAAAAAUAGAAUGAUCAACGUUAAACAAAUUUAUGUUUUAUAUAUCACUGUUUACACAUUAUAAUUGUUAUAACAUUUUUUUUAAGAAUUAUAUUAUAAAACUUUUAUUUUUAUAUGAUGUUAUUAAUUCUUUUUACACAUU